Molecule: messenger RNA, 1037 nt
Organism: Symbiodinium sp. CCMP2456
Lineage: Eukaryota; Dinophyceae; Suessiales; Symbiodiniaceae
Source: the annotation of a GenBank genome assembly
GCAUGAGCUGCGGCGAAAGUGCGGGCGCACACUAUUGGGACGGUGACGGAGAGGACCCGUGGCUGUCGGUGAAAUACGACUCCAGCACGGACCCUGCCAACGUCCUCUUCGUGGAGGUCGACACCGGCCUCGGCCGCAGCGAUCUGCUGGGCCGGACAGUGGUGAUCCACGACAAGACCGGCGCGCGCAUCGCCUGCGGCGUCAUCGAGGAGUCCACGACUACCGUCUUCGAGGAGUACCCGAACUAUGGGGGUGACUUGCCGUUGACAUCCGGUGGUGUGAAGGUGGAAUCGGAUGAUGAGACGCAGACACUCAGUUGGCUGUUCACGCAAGGCCUCGACCCCCGGUGCGAUAAGUCCACAUGCACUGCAGCCAACUGCUGUGGAGUUCACAUCCAUGAGGGCAUGACCUGUUCCGAUGCUGAUGCUAUUGGUGGCCACUUCUGGAACAAGGACCUCUACGCAGAAGACCCUUGGAUGGACAUCCGCUACGUGAUCGAGGGUUCCAUGCCGUCGAAGGUGAACGACCUGAGCGUCACAACAGGCUUCCCUGCUGAGAAGGGGGCUAUUGAGAAGCUGGAGGAUGCCGUGGAUCAGAUCAAGGAUGCUUUGUCUGACUUGAGCGCAAUGGUGAACAGCAGCCAGGGCAAAGGGGGCCACUCCGGCUACCACUCCUACGGCGCUUAUGGCACGGACCACGCGGACGACGGGAAGUACAAGUGCAGCCACAUCUGCGCCGACAUUUGCGGCACACAGCACCCACAGCCGGCCCACUGCCAGUCUCAGUGCAAGCAGAGGCAGAACGCCAUCCUCGACAUCGUCCAGGUCUAUUGCAUCCAAGGGCUGGAGGCAGAGGUGGGAGGGCGUUGCCGCGAGAUCCCCAAGUACUGCCAGCUCUUCUGUAAGCGCGGCUUCUUGCUCCCAGUUGGCGAUGGGUACGACGCAAUCAAGAAGUGCAGGGAGGAAUGCGAGACGAAUUUUUCGGCCUUCCAGGUGCCUCUGCAGAAGUACGUGGAGGCGGGCUGCUGUGCUGCGUGA